Messenger RNA from Podarcis lilfordi (Lilford's wall lizard), 890 nucleotides. Lineage: Eukaryota; Metazoa; Chordata; Lepidosauria; Squamata; Lacertidae. The record is from the annotation of a GenBank genome assembly.
AUGGCAUCCCGCGCGGUGGCCAAGCCGGUGAUGGGCUUCCUUCCCCAGAUCAGUCGACGCUGCUGCCAGUCCCGCCCGACGACCGCAACUAAGGAAGCGCCGCCCGGGACGCGGCCACGUGGCCCACCGGCAGUCCGACGUGAGCAGCACAGCGGCGGCAGGUGAGGAAGAAAAGAGAGGAAUCCGGCCGGACUUCGUCUACGGCGCCCAGGAGAGGUAGGAGGCUAGGAGCGGGCCGGGCUGUGUUGCUUGUGGGGCAGCAGGGAGGCUGCAGUCUGGGCCCUGGGCGGCGUCCCCUCCUGGCAAUGCUGCUGCGGAUCCCCCAGACGGCGGCCCUCUGGACGCGACCCGGAGCACGCCGGGCUUUUUCGCCAACAGAGGCUGGGGCUGGCGAGCCCCCUGUGCGUUAAGGAGCCCGAGGGGGACGCCAUGGUCGAGGAGUGGAGGGCACCCACUGGCGCUGCCUGGACUCCCAGCAUGAGGAGCUCCCCCCAUUUCUUGUUCUUUCAGGAAACGUACAGCCCAGCAGGGCCACAGAGCAGCAAUGGGGUGGGGAGUUUCAUCCUUCACACUGACCCAGUAAGUCUGCCUUUGCCAUCCUGGUGCCUCCAUAUGUUUUUGACUACAACUCCCAUCAGCCCCCAAACAUCUAGAGGGCACCAGGUUGGCAUUUGCAAAGGAAGGGCUGGUGGUGCCAGCCUCAGACUCUUCCUCCACAUAUGUUUGGCCUCCCAGUCCAGAGCUGAGUUACCCAGCCGAACAGCAGGCACUGAAAGCCACCAAGAACAGCUCUUUGGGGCUUCAUUGUGGCUCUCUCUAAUGUGGGCUCUUCUGUCUUUCUUAGUUCUAUUUCAGAGCAGCAGAGGAGCCUCUGGUUGCCUCCGCCCUAA